This is a messenger RNA of Hyla sarda, 4744 nucleotides long. RefSeq names its product ankyrin repeat domain 34B (gene ANKRD34B). Gene Ontology annotation, molecular function: protein binding. The transcript is spliced from 3 exons. The coding region runs from base 604 to 2172 and encodes 522 amino acids. NCBI's taxonomy places the organism in Eukaryota, Metazoa, Chordata, Amphibia, Anura, Hylidae. The record is from RefSeq and is a predicted model, not a curated record.
UCACCCCCUCCACUAACACUUGCAGCUACAACUUGUCCCUGCCUGAAGAAUGGGGGCGAGAGUCUCCCGCCUCUGUCUGCCUGUGCCGCCCCCAGAUCCGUGUUGCAUCCCCAGGAGGAGGAGGAGGAAGGGGAGAUUUCCCUGGCAGUCGCUGCCACUUGUGAGUUGCUGCAGCAGGUUCCUGGGCUCAGACUUAGAGGCGGAGGUGGAAGCGGAGGCGGCGCUGGGCUGCAGAGAGAAAAGCUCAGGCUCUCAGCCACUCACCACUGCAAUGUAGAGGGAGAGGGGAACCCCUGUGCCAGACACCCCACCAGCCGCUGCCAGCAACUCCGGGACGGGCACUGCUCUACUUCCUGCAGCCGGGGGACUGACGCUACUUUUGGCUCAUGUGCUGCGCUCAUCCUACUACUUCUGGGAUUGGCAUCUGACAGCAGGUCAGUCUUACUCCAUAUUCCUGGCAUCAUGAAUACAAAGCAUCAGGGCCGCUGAUUGGCUGCGGCAGAUACAUGACAUCCGCUGCUGAAGUAACACUGGAGGCAGAAGAGGGAUCUGCACGUUAAUAGAGGGCGAUUUGUUGGAGACACCAAAAAGAUACUAUUAAUAAUGGAUGAAGGAGUGGAUGUUACAACUGAAGGUAACUCUCUUAUCAAAGCAGUAUACCAAAGUAGGCUACGCCUCACGCGACUUCUUUUGGAAGGUGGAGCGUAUAUCAAUGAAAGCAAUGAUCGUGGAGAAACCCCACUUAUGAUUGCCUGUAAAACAAAACAUGUUGACCACCAAAGUGUCAGCAAAGUUAAAAUGAUUAAAUAUCUCCUGGAAAACAAUGCAGAUCCUAAUAUUCAGGAUAAAUUUGGUAAAACAGCUUUAAUGCAUGCUUGCUUGGAAAAUGCUGGAUCAGAGGUGGUGUCUAUGCUUUUAGAGAGUGGUGCUGAUCCCAGUCUACAGGACCACACUGGAUUCUCUGCCCUUGUUUAUGCAGUCAAUGCUGAGGACAAGGAAACUCUUAAGAUUCUCCUAAAUGCUUGCAAGGCCAAGGGAAAAGAAGUUAUAAUCAUAAGAACUGAUAAGUCUCCAUCAGGCAGACAAACUACAAGGCAGUAUCUAAAUGCCCCACCUUCUCCAGGCAUUGAUCAUAAUUCUCCUACUCCAUGUACAUCACCAUCUGAAAUUGAACUAAAGACUUCCCCAACACCAAUAUCAAAUGCUUUUGAAGCAGAAAAGGAACUCUUUAACUUUAAAGAGGCUGAUACAUCUACUGACAUAAAAGGUUCCUCGGAGCCGGGUUCUCCAACAAAAAAGCCUCAUAUGAUGCAUAUUGGAGCAAAGUUGCCACUCCUUCAGAGACUGCACUCCGAGCCCUGGUUAAAGAUUCCACCAUCCCUGCUCCACCAACACAAAGUGUCUUCUCUUCAAGAGGAGCUACAGGACAUAACACCUGAAGAAGAGCUCUCUUUUAAAAUAAAUGGCUUAGUAUAUUCAAAACGUUAUUUCACUCGACAUCAGAGCAUUGACGUGAAAGAUACUGCACAUCUUCUAAAAACCCUUGACUCCUCUGGUCCAAGAAAAUUCUCAUAUGAUGAAAUACAUUCACAAACACUUUACCCUGAGGGAACACCAAACAAGUCCGAACUCCCUGCAGACCAAGACCCUGAUUCGGCGCACACAAUGUCUGUUUCAAGCCUAAGGAGCAUAGUUCAAAGAAGAAAUUUAGGUGCAAACCAUUACAGCUCUGACUCCCAACUCACAAGAAAUCAUGGUCUAGCUACAAGUGAGGACAGUAAAUCGCUUUUGGAAAAAAAGAAGAUGUUUUCUCCCCCAUCCUUGCUGUCCAGUUCUAGAGAGUCUCUAGAAAAUGCAUCUGUCACAGCAUUAAGUAGAAGGAACCAUGCCCUCCUAGAGAGGCGCGGAUCUGGAGCUUUACUGUUAGAUCACAUAAGCCAGACUAGGCCAGGCUUCCUUCCACCAUUGAAUAUAAACCCCCAUCCACCUAUUCCAGACAUCAGUUGUCAUAGUAAAACAUCCAGUGUUAUAUUUCCGGGAGCAAAACCCCUUGUCCCCUCUGCUCCGCUUUUUCCAAAAGAGUCAAAAAGCAAGAGAAUGCUUCUCCGUAGACAUUCAAUGCACACGGAACAGAUUAAACAACUAGUAAACUUUGAAGAGAUUGUUGGCUAAAGAAAGCCUGCAAAGCUAAAAGUAUUGGAACUGUCUCACUUGCGCUCUCUCCAGACAGCACCUGCUGCACAAAAUGCUUCAGACCUUUUUGCAAAGAAAACAGAUCCGUUCAUGCUCGAUAAAUUAUUUAAGCAGUAAAAUGCUCAGUUGUUGGCAGUAAUCACAGUUUUUGCUACAAUAUAAAUGAAUAGCUGCCCUACAUUUGCAGCUUUUUUUAUCAGCAUAGCAGGUCAUAAGGAAUUCAGAAGUAUGGAGAAAUUAUAGAUUCCAGUUACUGAGACCGAAGAAGCACAUGAGAAACCAGAGAAUGAAGGUUUCGAAAGUUCAGGAGGACUAACAUAUGAUCGGGAAGACCAUUUGUGAUUUUCUUCUUAUGAAUCAUGUUUGCACACAAUGUGCUUUGUACAUGAUCUAGAGAUUCAUUGAGUAUUUUAUACCUACUAUGUACCCAGGUGUAUCCAUAAAGCACCUCUACCUCUAGAGUAAAUGAACACAUGGGUUUAUUAAUACAAAUAUAUAUUUAUUUCAUUAUUGAGCUUUCGAAGUAAUCCAACAAGAUGUCUUGUGUUUAUUGAUGGGGCUAUUAACAGCCUCAAGAAGCUUCUUGUAGAAAUCUGUUCCUUGAGAUUAUUAAAUAAUAUAUGCCAUAUUAUGUUCUGCAGAUGUGAAAAAGCGGAAACAGUUGUAAUAAGGUUGCAAGAUGGGUUUUGAAAGGGUUUGACAUUACUUGAUGUACCUACAUGGUGCAGCUGUGCCUUGGGUUUACUAUAUGUGGAUUGUAUUGGAUUAAAAAACAUAUUUCUUUCCUUAAAAUGCAGAUAUUUCUUUUUCCUAUUGCAUGAGGAUACAGUGAUAGAGUAGAAUGUCCUCUGUUGGUAACACAAGGGCUAAUUUAUAGUAUAGCAGUCAAAGUAAGGUCAACAUUAUGUAUGUUGACAAUCAUUUUUGUCAUCAACUUGUAACGCUACAAAAUACUACAAACAGCGCUGUGAACCUAAAGGCCAGUAAUAGUAAAAUGUAUGUAGAAUCGGUUCUACUAAGUGUGACCAAAUUACAUGUGCAGUACUUUAUAUAAACCAAAGAGUGUCACAAAGGUCAAAGACAAUAGGAAGUUCUGAAAACUAAAUAUAUCAUCGAUGUAACAGCACCAGUUUGUUGGAAAGAUAAUUUAUUGUACAAAAGUCACAGCUUAAAGUGAAUGUUAACUUUACAUAAAACUGAGUCAUUUUGUAAAUACUUUGUAUCAUUUUUACUUACAGUCUGGAUUGUAUUCCUGAACUGCAUUGAUAAUUUUACAUCUUUCAGAGCUGAAAUCUUCUGGUAUUCAUAGCUGACUCAGUGUCUGUACUCAGUUUGCUGUAGUGAUUUCACUUCUUUUUACACCAGGCACUGUACAAAUGUCAAAUGGCCCCACUUUAUUAUAGGAAGCCAUUAGAAAUGUGUCCACAAAUGCUAUAGUGGACAAUUCAAACCCACACAUUGGGCAAUGUAGAAUAUUUACAAAGUUGAUAAACUUUUUAGGUAAGUUAUAUGGGAUAUUUGAAAUAUGUGCAAACACUUGAAGACUUGAUUUAUUAUUAUAAAAAACUAUUAUUUAUAAGUUGUAUGAAAUAGAAGUUGUGGUUUGCUAAGACUCUAUAGUCAAAACAAAGGUGCAAAACUUAUGGCAGUUUCUUUUGUCAAAUGAAGUAAAUAAUAGGAAACUUUACAAGUAAAAUGCUAACAGUGUCAUAUAGAAUAAAGUCAAUGUUUGUAUAAUAUAAUUGAUCCCGUAUUCUUAGUAUUAUUGUAACAAUAAUUUCUCAAUUAAUAUUGUGUAAAUAAGAAAGUAACAAGCACUGUGCAAUGAUAUAAAAUGAAAUUAAAAGAACACUCUCAGCAAAACAGAUGCAUUGUGUCUGCCAAGUGCAGGGUCUUUGGUAUUCUUUAAAUCCCUGUUUUAUUUUCUACCCCCACAUUUACGACACUAGACAGAUAACAGUAAAUCUGCUUUGACUGGAGUGAUCCUUUAAAGGGGUUUUCAGAUAAGGAAACCUGUCUAAACUGGGUUUAACCUGUCUAAUAAAUUAAAAUAUAUUGGUAAAUAGAGCUAUUUUGCUACCUUUCUGUGGUCUUUCUGCUGUACAUUCUGUAAAAGAAUUUCUGUUCCUGCUAUGUAUUCUAGCUGGGAUUUCAGCCAACCCCAUCUCCAUUGCACUAUGAUUGUGGGUGUAGCGGGUGGGGUUAUAGUCAAGAAGGUGUAGAGGGAGGGAGAUAUACUUGGCUGAAUGUGUACAGGAGGAACAGGUAGUCCAUUACAGGAUGUACACUAGACAAAAAUGUAAGCAUUGCAGACAACAGAGCAGACAGUUUGCAAGUUUGCAGAAGCAGAAGAAAAGCAUGAAAGACCACAGCAAGGGGGUAAAAUUAGUUUAUCUACCAAUCUGUUUGUAUUUAUUAGACAGUUAAAAAUAGGUUUCAUAGUUGGAAAAACCUUUUAAAAGGAAAUCUGUUAUCAGCAUCACCUGCACUAACCAUCAUACAGGCUUGUAGUGUGGGUGAUACUGAUCAAAAUUAUACUUACAAUGUCCUG